Molecule: messenger RNA, 1203 nt
Organism: Penicillium malachiteum
Lineage: Eukaryota; Fungi; Ascomycota; Eurotiomycetes; Eurotiales; Aspergillaceae
Product: undecaprenyl diphosphate synthase family protein
Exons: 2
Coding region: 1-1203 (400 amino acids)
Cellular component (GO): membrane; dehydrodolichyl diphosphate synthase complex; endoplasmic reticulum
Molecular function (GO): ditrans,polycis-polyprenyl diphosphate synthase [(2E,6E)-farnesyl diphosphate specific] activity
Source: RefSeq, a predicted model, not a curated record
AUGGCGGGCUCAAUGCACUUGUCACGACUUCGGAACUGGUUCCUUGCCUCUCCGCCUAUCGAGUUCGCCAUCUCCAACCUGAAGGAGCUCCUGGUGGGUGCUCUACGCCAGGGGCCCAUCCCUCAACAUGUGGCCUUUGUGAUGGAUGGAAAUCGUCGAUUCGCCCGAUCGCACGGAAUUGAAACGGUGGAAGGACAUAAUCUAGGAUUCGAGGCAUUAGCAAGGAUUCUAGAAGUCUGCUACAAAAGCGGUGUUAAAGUCGUCACGAUCUACGCCUUCAGUAUCGAGAAUUUCAAGCGCUCAAAAUUCGAGGUCGACGCCCUGAUGGAUAUGGCGAAGGUGAAGCUGUCGCAGAUGGCACAGCAUGGAGAUUUGCUGGACCGUUACGGUGCUAAAGUCCGCGUUCUUGGACGACUCGAUCUACUCAAGCCCGAUGUCCUGGCCGCGGUCAACAAGGCCGUCGAUCUGACUAGUCGCAACGGCGAUCGCGUGUUGAAUAUCUGCUUUCCCUACACCUCCCGCGACGAGAUUACUGGCGCGAUCCGUGACACUGUCGACGACUACAGCACGCCACUCCAAUCAAAUGGUUCUGGCCGAACUCCUUUCUCCGAAUCCCAUAUCGCGCAUAAUAUACGGGCCCAGACUUUGGGGACGCGGCCACAGGAUUCAAACAGUGACUCAGGGUCCUCUGCAGAGUCCUCAAGCCAUGAGGAUGAUUCACUCUCGCAGAACGAACAUCGCCACCGUGUAUACGAAUCCGGGUCUUCGUUCUCAUCUUCUACGACUUUACAUCUUGGACAACAGGAUAGCCAACAUCAGAAGAAUGGCGCUCACGAAAGCCUGAACGGAGACAAACCAACCUUCAUGUCCCCCGAAACUAUUUCCCGUCAAACGUUGAAUGAUCACAUGUUGACUAAAGGCACCCCACCCUUAGAUAUGCUGGUGCGGACCUCGGGUGUUGAGCGGCUGAGCGAUUUUAUGCUCUGGCAAUGUCAUGAGAACACCGAAGUCGUGUUCCUCGAUGUCCUAUGGCCGGAGUUUGACCUGUGGCAUUUCCUUCCAGUCCUUCUUGGAUGGCAACGACGCAUCUCCAAGUCGAGACAGAAUCCAGAUGCCGAGGGCAACUUUGCCGGUGACAGCCCAGAAUCCAGUGAAGAGGAUAUAGAUUUCCUGGUUCGACAGGGUAAGGUCAAGGCCAUAUAG